Messenger RNA from Octopus sinensis (East Asian common octopus), 4507 nucleotides. Its product is annotated as innexin unc-9-like. The record is from RefSeq and is a predicted model, not a curated record. The coding region runs from base 2630 to 3862 and encodes 410 amino acids. NCBI's taxonomy places the organism in Eukaryota, Metazoa, Mollusca, Cephalopoda, Octopoda, Octopodidae. The transcript is spliced from 5 exons.
UAUACAUAUGUAAACUCAUAUGGAAAACCGCUCAACUUUGGAGACUGUAUAGGAAUAUUUUAAAAUCCCUCCUUCUAUACAGUAUAAAGUGACCUUUAACAAUUUUUUUAAUUAUUCGUGCACAAAUUUUUUAACUUUUCAUAACCGUGUGUUCCACGUUGGAUAACAAGUUCAUACUCAGACAUCUGUUGAUGCUACAAGUCUUGAAAUAUAUUCCCAAAAGUCCAUGCCGCACUAAGGAUAUUUAAUAAGAAAAACAAAACCGCGGAGUUAAAACAAUUAGUAUUACAUUAUUGGAAGUACCGGCUCAACGAAAGACGUUUCACGUUGGAUUAUUUUCAAUACCUGAUAUUCCUUUUAUUAUUAGGGAUCAGUAUUUGAUAUUACAUACACAUACACACACACACAUAUAUAUAUAUAUGUACAUAUAUAUAUGUAAAUAUAUAUAUAUAUAAAAUUUUCUUUAUAAAUAACUUCGCCAUUAGUCCUAUAUUUUAAUCAAUAAAGAUUGAUAUAAGCAUACAGGUUUAGAAGCCUCACGGAUAACAGGAACGAAGCAAUUUUUCAUCUCACAAGGAAACAAAUAUAUUUAUUAAUGCUAUUGUUUAAAGCCAAUAUAUUGAGAUAUAACAAUUACAUUUUGGAACUAGGAUUAUCACUGAUAGAUAUACUUAUUUAAGUUAUCUAUUUCUAUUUUAUCGAUCUCUUUUAUAUAUGUGCAUAUAUAUAUCUAUAUAUAUAUAUAGCGAAUAUAUUUGAAAGAUACAGAAAGAUUGUAUGCGUGUAUAUAUACACAUGCAAUUUCUUUUGUAAAGGUGUUUUCUGGAGGCUGGUUCAGUUGCAUACUGCCAGGUAUAUACGUAGUUUGAGAAGGAAGUGGACCCUUACACCAACCGGAAAUUCGUUUGAACUUCAGUUGAACAUUAAUAAUACAACUGUAAGCUCGAAUUGGAUUAAAGAGUGUAAACUGAUAAGCAGAAAAUAAGUAAAUACUAUAAUAAAACCAAGAUCCUUCGUUAAUCAAGAUAAAAUCGGAUUUAACGUAGCAACCAAGCUGGCAAGAAAACGUAACUGGGAAAAUGAUAAAUGAAAGAAAUUAAUGUAAAUGAGCAAAAUUAAUUUAAGUCUCUAUAAUUAUAAUUCGAGGCAACUGUUCUUCGUAUAAAGAACAAAAAGUUCAAGACAGUUUAUUUUAUAUAGUUAAGAGCAAAAACUAAAGCUAAUAAAUUUUAAGCUUACAAACAGUAACGCGAAAGAAUUGUCUGGCUCGAAUUUGAUUCUUGCAUUUGACAGAGGCGUGUGUUUAUCUGAUAGCUAUACUGUUAACACGGCUUCAUGAUAACAUUACGACCUUUCCUUCCUCUUAAGACAGAGUUCGUAUAUUACUCGAUCUUAGUUUUAUAGAUUAUAUAUUGUACACACACACAAACACACACAAGCCACCUACGUAUCUGCACAUGCACAUGCAAAGACACACUAUACAUCUAUAUGUAUGUAUGCACUUGUACAUAUAUAUAUGUUGUAUCUUUUUUGCAUAUAUAAUCAUUAUUCAUUAAAUACCAUUAUAUUCUCUAAAUAUUAUGCUAAAAUUUACGAAUAUGUAUUUAAUAAUAGUUAUAUAAAUUGCACAUCAAUACAAUUAAAAAAUUCAUUCACUUUAGUAUCAUAACGGAUUUAUAAUUAUAUACACAUUUAUAUACUUUAUUGUACCUCAUUUUCAGAAUUCUCAAAUUAUUCCAAUUAGGAACCAUAUAUAAUCAACAAGUUAAAACAUAAAAGAACAUAAUGGAAGACCAGCUAAAAUAGUAAAUCAAUGUAAACUAGGAGUUUUGAAAGUCUUUUUCUGAAGACACAUUCUUAUUUUAUUAUAAACAAUUGUCUUACUCACAUAUAUAAGCUCAUAUACUAUAAUACAAUACAACACUCAACGUAUAUCCCUUUCAAGGGAAAUAGUUUCCUUUUUUAAUUGAGCUUCCUUGUAACAGCGGCUCUAGAUAUGGUUUCCAUAGCGAAAAAGUCUACGAUUGCUCGGAAGGCUAUUAAAAAAUUUCUCGUUACGAAUGAAAUUGCCAAGAACAUCCGUGUGUCAAAUUCCCCAAACACCAAGCGAGCGCAUAGCAUGGCAGAGACCUAUUGAUACCACUCAUUCAGUCACGGUAGUAUACCGGAGUUCGGAUUUCCAGAGGCGUUUGAAAUGUGUUCGUCCCAAGGAGAAGCCAUCAGCUGAAAUUAUAGACCACGAGGCUGAAAUAGACAACAUGGAGAAGGGGAGCAGAAAAUGCUUGUGAAACAUGAGAAGCUGGGAAUCUUUUACUGGCAUCACAUUGAGUCUCCUCCUCCAACACUUACCCACGCUUCAAGACCUGGUGCUACCGCCUCCGUCGCCGCCGCUUACCUUUGGACUACUUCUACUCCUUCUGCUAAUGCAGGGCCACCCAUACUGCUGUGUGUUCAUUCAAUGAGUCAUCCAGUCUGAUAGCUGCUCACCAAUAUGCCCUCCUCCAGGCAGGUGACCAUGACUUAACUGAUGAGUGUUGAUCGUUAGUAGCAAGUAACAUCAGCGCGUGGGAUUCUCCAUAUUUCGACGCAGUUUUCGCAUCGGUUCAUUGUAGCUGUGAUUGCAAUUCGAAUGUGCUGGACUGGAAUUAUCCCGAUGGUGCUGGACAGUGUGUUGGGAAGUUUUGCAACUUAUGCUCGCUUGAAAGGGCGCUACGACGAUGACUGGAUCGACCGGUUAAAUCACCUUUACACGACAAUAAUAUUUAUUAUUUUCACAAUUGUUGUGAGCACCAAGCAGUAUGUUGGGGAACCGAUUCACUGCUGGUGUCCUGCACAGUUUACUUCCGGACACAGGGAUUAUGCCAAUAACGUGUGUUGGAUAUCAAACACGUACUACGUUCCUUUCGAGGAGCGAAUACCUUUGCACCGGGAGGGAAAACAGCAAAAGGAGAUCGGAUAUUAUCAAUGGGUUCCCAUGAUCCUUCUCUUCCAAGCCUUGUUAUUUAAAGUUCCUUGUAUAUUGUGGAGGAUCCUUGGUGCUUCCGGAGGCGUAAACCUGGAUAAGAUUGUUACGUUAGCAGCCGACACCCAAUUUGUGGCUCCUGAAGAUCGAGAGAGAACUAUCAAACAUAUAGUCCGAUAUAUGGACCGCUGGCUUGAAAACGCCAGGGAAUAUCGAUCGGGCUGCCUCAUACGAAUGCGCCAGACUCUAUCGAAAUACUGUUGCAUUGUGUGGGGGAAACGCUAUGGAAAUUACCUCUUUAUUAUCUACAUGGUUAUCAAGAUUUUUUACAUGGGAAAUGCUGUAGGCCAGCUUUUCAUUUUGAAUGAAUUUUUAGGCACAAACUAUAAUCUGUACGGAUUUGAAGUCCUGAGUCACUUAGCCAAUGGAGAUGACUGGACGGAGUCUCCUAGAUUCCCACGUGUGACGAUGUGUGACUUUGAAAUUCGCCAGAUGCAAAAUGUUCAUAAAUACACUGUACAGUGUGUGCUACCCAUCAACCUAUUCAAUGAGAAGAUUUUUAUUUUCAUUUGGUUCUGGUUAGUGUUUGUUUCAACCUUUAGUGCCGGCAAUUUUCUGAUAUGGUUUUAUGCAAUGGUAUUCCGCCAACACCGUAUUAGAUAUCUGAAAAAGUUCCUGAGAGUGAACGAAUGUUACAAGACAGAACUGGAUAAAAAAAUGGCGGUGAAAUUCGCGGAUCAAUACUUAAGGCAUGAUGGGAUAUUUGUUUUGAGACUUGUAGGCAAAAACGCCAAUGACGUGCUGGUAUCCGAGCUUGUUCUUCAACUGUGGAACCAUUACCGGAACAAGCCACUUUUUCGGCACGCCAACCCCAUUAGCGACGACAACAGUAACGUCUGACUAGCCGUCAGGCACCUUAUCAAAUUUCUUCAACUCAAACAACACUCACGUUUGUUACGCCUGCUAUGGCCCGUGGAGGCCGAACACGGUGUCCUUUUAUCAGGAAGGGCACUCAAAGGACAGCGACAACAACAGAUAUGUCGCGAGUCAAACGAAAUUCGGCUGGGGUAUUGCCAAGGCAACACAACUAGCUGCGGACAGCCCAAAAAAACUAUACCAAAAUAAAUUUAAAAAAACAUCCAAAGUGUUUUAAACUAACAGAUUAAUAGAAUGAAAGUUAAAUUUUUGUUUAUUAACUUUAGUCAUAGGAUUAAGAAACCAUUUCAAAUAAAUAAGGCUGGGUGAGUCUUCAUUCCAUAAAGAUACUGGCAACUGAAGCUACGUAAACACUUUUCUCCUCUUUAUACAUACAUAAACAAAACAGAUUAGGAAAAAAAAUCUAGAGUUGAUUUGCUUCACUGGAUUGAUUAAACCAUAAACGUAGAAUAUUAUUCUUGUAAUAAAAAUAUCAUCAAGUAAAAAUUCUGCCAAAUAUUUGGUUGGUUACUCAGGACAAGAAUGUUAAGGUCUAGAGAAAGAGAAUAAUUAAUAGGCAAGUGAAAUGGAAAGGAAGUUAAUAGGCAUUAAAUGAACAGUAAAAUAUAU